Medicago truncatula (barrel medic) is the source of this 1956-nucleotide messenger RNA. Its product is annotated as CTL-like protein DDB_G0274487. Gene Ontology annotation, cellular component: membrane. The record is from RefSeq and is a predicted model, not a curated record. Gene Ontology annotation, biological process: transmembrane transport. Gene Ontology annotation, molecular function: transmembrane transporter activity. Bases 190 to 1680 code for a protein of 496 amino acids. NCBI's taxonomy places the organism in Eukaryota, Viridiplantae, Streptophyta, Magnoliopsida, Fabales, Fabaceae. The transcript has 7 exons.
AAUUAUUAUUAUCAUUAUUAUACUAAUUAAUAAACUAAUCCACCACCAUCACCCUACCAUAACCCCCCCAUUGACCUUCUCCUCUCUAAUCUUUUUAUUCGCCUUGGUUCCUACGUUUUCCUUCAUUUUCCACCCUUUUUCCAUUUUCAUUCUUAUUCUACAUUCACACACUAUGUUUCUCCAUUCCCAAUGAUGGAUUCUCCCUCUUUUUCCUCUUCUUCCUCUGACUUCGCUUCCGCCAUUCAGAGUGCAUCCCGGAGUAGGAGAAGUGGCGGCGGCAGCAGUGAAAUGGUGGCGGCGGCAGAACAAUCGCGGCGGUGGCAUGAUGUUUUCUGGUUAGGAAUAUUUGUCAUUCAUUUGAUUGCACUGGGAUUCCUUUUGGGGGUUCUUGGUCUCAACAGGUUUGAGAAAGAGAAUAGACUGAACAUUGAUAAGUACACUCCUGGUCUUACUGGGAAUCAUGCCGGGUUAACCGAAACUUAUUGGCCGCUUUAUGCGGCUGCUGGUGGAAUUGGGACUGUUCUUGGAUGGACUUGGUUGUUGUUGUUGGGUUCCCAGGCUACUCAAAUGAUGAAAGUUUCUGUUCACAUCCUCACCACUUAUCUGGCUGUCAUAAGUGUUUUGUGUUUCUGGACUAACCAGAUUUUUUGGGGAGUUGCUUUUGCUGUUGGAGCUGCUCUUCAGUUCUUGUAUGUUAUAUCCGUCAUAGACAGACUUCCAUUUACGAUGCUGGUUCUGCAAAAAGCUGUGAAGAUGGUUUGGAAUCUUCCCGAGGUCAUGAGAGUGUCUUAUGCAUUCAUGUUUGCUGUGCUUUUAUGGAUGGCCUUAUGGUCAUUUGGAGCAGCAGGUGUUGUCGCUUCAAACUUGAGUGACGGGGGACGCUGGUGGCUUCUUGUGGUUUUUUCUGUAAGCUUAUUUUGGACAGGUGCAGUGCUCUGUAAUACUGUGCAUGUUAUAGUGUCUGGGAUGGUGUUUCUUGUUCUUCUUCAUGGUGGUAGAGAGGCAGCUUCAAUUCCUGCUAACUCCUUAAUGAAAUCUUUGCAGUAUGCUUUAACAACAUCUUUUGGUAGCAUUUGUUAUGGCUCAUUAUUCACUGCGGCUAUCAGGACACUGCGAUGGGAGAUACGUGGACUUAGGUCAAAGAUUGGCAACAAUGAGUGUUUGCUUUGCUGUGUUGAUUUCCUCUUUCAUCUUGUGGAGACUCUUGUUCGAUUUUUUAACAAAUAUGCCUAUGUUCAGAUAGCUGUUAAUGGUAAAAGCUUUAACAAUUCGGCUAGAGAUGCAUGGGAGUUAUUCCAAUCAACUGGGGUUGAGGCACUUGUGGCAUAUGAUUGUUCAGGUGCUGUUCUGCUAAUGGGCACCAUUUUUGGUGGAUUGAUAACUGGAACUUGCGCUGGUGUUUGGGCGUGGGUUAAAUGGAGUGAUAGAGUUAUUAUGAUUGGCUCUACAUCCAUGCUCAUGGGUAUGGUUUUGGUUGGAUUGGCAAUGGUUGUGGUGGAGAGUGCUGUUACAUCGAUAUAUAUUUGCUAUGCAGAAGACCCUUUAUUGAUUCAGAGAUGGGAUGCUGAAUUUUUCAACCAGAUGUCAGAGACACUACAUCACCGACUUCAAUAUAGGAGUGCUCGAGCCAGGGACUAUCGAUUCCAUGAUGACCCUAUACGAGAAAACGCCUCUAUUUGAGGAUUCACAUGUGUUGUCUUCUUUUGUUCUACAACAGUUUAUUUAUCCAUUGUGUAGAUCAUAUCUAUAGCAUAUUUUCAUAUAAAUUUGGUGUUAAAUUAAUAGGAAUAGAAGAAGGUUUCUGGUGGUGGUGUAAUCAGCAAUGUAGAAUUGGAUGAGUGAAAAGGUCAUGGUUACCUCAUUGCUUGGUGUGUAGGGAUGGGUAUAUAUAAACCUCAAAAUUGUACAGUUUCUUUUAUUUUUGACAAAAAAUAAAAAGCAGUUACACUAUUAAGA